AUGGCUAGUCCAAAUUCUCAGUCGCGAGUUCCCAAAGCAUGCGACCCAUGUAAUCGCCGCAAAGUUCGCUGUAACGGCCAACAAAGAUGCCAGCAAUGCGAGCACCUGGAUCUCCUCUGCACCUACACAGAGAACCGUUCAUUGCGAUCAAGAAAACAUGCACUACGUCGAGGAGCCGUCAUCUCGAAAUACAAGAGCGCCAACAGCCGAACUGCCUCCCUGACACCACUUCUCUCUCCACUGGCACCUACAGCUUCACUCCAACUACCAAUCUCGUACUUUGAAAGCCUAAUUCCAGCCUACAUGUCCUAUGUAUACCCAUUCAGCCCAAUAAUCACCGACACAGAAGUGCGCCUAUCAAUCUCGAGGAUGCACGAAAGAGAGCACGCUGCCUUCAUCUACGCCUUCACCGCAGUCACCCUGGACCUAACUCGCUCUUCUCAACUCGGCACCAAACUUGGAACCCCACCAACCUCAACACAAAUAACCGACCUAAUGCGCCAGUCCGUGGAAACCCAACAACCACUAGUAAUAGGCUUCCGACCCUCAAUCCUCCGCGCCAUGACAAGCGUCUUCAUCCAGAUGUGCGCCAUGAGCCUCGGCCAGUACGACCUCGGCUUCUUCUACCUCCGCGAAGCAAUCAGCAUGAUCCAGAUGCUUCGCAUCAGCGACAAGACCAUCAACUCGGGCCUCACCACUGCCGAACGAGCCCGACGCCAACGACUCUACUGGCAAUGCUUCAUCCACGAGCGAUUCAUGUCGAUCGUGAACUUUACUCCGGCGACAUUGCCCCCGCACACGCAGUACCCAGAAGAAGAUGCAUUCUUGGCCCCUGAAAUCCAGCAGGGUUGGAUGCAGGUGAUCAAGACGUUCUGCAUGCUGGAUGCGUCGUUUAUUAGUCUGUGGAUUGGAGACCGCACGCAGGUGACUGCGUCGUGGGUUGAGCGGAAACACCGGGAGCUGGAUGAUGCGUUGUGGGAGGUGGAGGUUUCUGCGCUGUCGGAGCUGCAGCAGGCGGAUUUGGUUGUUACGAGGCAGUGGAUGAGGACCCUGUUGUGGCAGAUGGCAAUGUCGAAUUGUUUGCUUAGUUCGCAUGCGUCGUGUCCGUCGUUGGAACUGGAGAUGCCGUUGAGGUUAUCGAGUCAGCUCAGGCAGUUCUUGACGAAGAUCUCGCAGAAUACAAUUCGCAUGCAUGGCUCAUCGAUGAUUAGCAAGUUGUUGGAGAUUGUUAAUACUAUUGCUGAUGUGGUGAUUCAUGUGCCACAGGCGACUAGGGAGGAGACGACGAGUCGCAUCGAUGAUAUUGUUUUUAUACAGGGGGUUGUGCUUUCUUUUCAUAAUCUGCAGGUUAUGCCGAAACAUAUUCUGUUGGACAAGUUUCGUUUGAUUAGGGGGAGGUUCCCGCAGAUUGAGAUAGCUAUGCAAUUGGCUGUUUAG
Penicillium vulpinum is the source of this 1437-nucleotide messenger RNA. RefSeq names its product Zn(II)2Cys6 transcription factor. Gene Ontology annotation, biological process: regulation of DNA-templated transcription. Gene Ontology annotation, molecular function: zinc ion binding; DNA-binding transcription factor activity, RNA polymerase II-specific. NCBI's taxonomy places the organism in Eukaryota, Fungi, Ascomycota, Eurotiomycetes, Eurotiales, Aspergillaceae. The coding region runs from base 1 to 1437 and encodes 478 amino acids. The record is from RefSeq and is a predicted model, not a curated record. The transcript has a single exon.